UAGAAUAAUUCAGGAACAAAAAAAAAAAGAAUGUUUUAUUUUUUUUUUAAUACAAAACAUUUAAUUAUGUAAUUCACUUUUAUUUAUUAUAUCAGCCGUUUAUUGUUUACUGCUGAACACAGACCUCCCCCAUAAGGGAGGGGGAGGUGUUGCCAAUUGUUGCCACAUUUGGCAAUUGCCAAAUUAGGCUUUGAUGAUGUUGUAAGAGGGAAGCUGUUGCCUAUUCCUCGACCAUGAAUUUCCUUAGAUGCUUCUUACGAUACCCACGAGACAGGGGUGGCUCAUUCUACGUCGCGACCACAUGACUGACUUCAUAGAAAUUAAUUAUAACUGUAUUAAUACUAAUGUCCAAAUUGACAGUAAAAUUGUCAAUUAAUAGCUGCCCUAGAAUAAAGAGAAUUUCUAUGAUUGCUGGUAAACUGUUUGAAACAUAAGUAUUUACUUAACCAGUAAGGCCGGUCGUUCGAAAUUGAGGUGCGGGCGAAUGACGGGUGCUCUGGAGAGUGGUGAGACGAGAGGGCCGCGAACUAAAUUGUGGCUCGCAGUUCAGAAAGAUAUUUGUAGCGCCGUUGCCAUACUUUAAACUUACUAAUCAUAUUAAUAUUAUAAAUAUAUAUUAAUUAGGUUAAGAUGAUAUUAAAAAAGUAUAAAGUGGGACCAAAGGGGUAUUUUUAGGAGUUUUUAGUUUUUUGAAAAUAAUUAAAAAUUAUUAAAGGAAAUUAAACCUAUUAAAAGAAGACAUUGUGGCUGACUAAUAUUUUGGUAUUAUAAAUUUCAUCAUUCUAGGCGAAACAUCGACCAAUAUAUAAUAAUUUCAAGAUAAGGUACUUUUACGCUAUUUAAAGUUCGAGUAACAAAAACAUCCCCAUAUGAAUUUUCUCCACUUAACGUUAUUUUAAAAGUACCAUCUCGAAAAGUAUUGGGAACUUCGGUAUUGGAAUCUCUAGUAGGGUAGGGCGGGGCUAGAAGUCCGGCGGGUAAGAAAUCCCAACAUACGUAUCUCAUUAUAGAAGCACACUAGAAACAAAAGAUCUACGUAAUUUGGAGCGGGGAGAGGGGCGAGUACAAAGCCGAGAGUUGCCAGUCGUAACGAAAUGCACAUGUGAGUAACACGAUUAACGAAAUUUUUUGUCACUCAAAAGUGAAAAUAUCUUGUUUUUGUUUUUUUCCUACAUCGGCAUUGAAAUUCGAUAAAUUGUUAAGAAUGCAUCAUUACAAGAAAAAGACAGAGGCACUAUGCCACUAGAUAUAAUGAAGAAGGCUGCAAAUGAGGUAAUUAAUGGUGAGAAAAAACUGUGUCAAGCUGCAAGAGACCACAAUAUCUGUAGGAAUUCCCUUAAAAGGUUUAUUGCGCGAUACAAGAAGGAACCAAAUAAUGUAACUUUUGGAUACCUUCCUACACGUAAAAUUUUUACUGAGGAUCAAGAGAAGAGUUUAAGCGAUUAUCUACUUAUGGUUGCUCAAAUGUUUUAUGGCAUGGGUCCUAAAGAUGUACGUUGCUUAGCAUACGAUUGUGCUAUUAAAUUCGCAAUUACUGUACCUGAUUCUUGGUAAAAUAAUAAAAUGGCAGGAAAAGACUGGAUGACAGCUUUUUUUAAAAAGGAACCCUUCUUUAUCUAUCCGAAAACCCAAGGCUACAAGUAUCAGUAGAUCGACUUCGUUCAAUCGUUCAAAUGUUCAUGAUUUUUUUAAUAAGCUGGCUCAAGUAAUGGACAAAUAUACAUUUGCAGCUUCUUCUGUUUGGAAUGUAGAUGAAACUGGAGUUUCGACUGUGUUAAAGCCUCCUAAAAUUUGUUGCUGCGAAAGGAAAACGAAACGUUGGCUCUGUUACAUCUGGAGAAAGGGACACUAAUGUCACCGUUAUAGUAGCAAUCUCGGCUACAGGUUCUCAUACCCCUCCGAUGUUUAUUUUUCCAAGGAAAAAUUAUCACCAUCACUUCGUUCGUGAUGGUCCACCGGACUGUAUUGGAAAGGCAAAUCCAAGUGGGUGGGUCACAGACGAGGAAUUUUACUGUUUUAUUCAGCAUGUUAUCCACCAUGUAAGGCCUUCAAAAGACACUCCGAUUCUUCUCCUACUAGAUAACCAUUCAUCACAUUUAUGUGUCAAGACCCUUGAUUUGGCUAAACAAAACGGGAUAGUUAUGCUAUCUUUCUCUCCCCACUGUACACACAAAUUACAGCCUCUGGAUGUGUCUGUAUUUGGUUCAUUCAAGAUUCAUUUGCCUAGAGCUCAAGAUUCAUGGAUGAAAAAUAAUGCAGGAAAAACUAUGACAAUAUACGAUAUCCCAUCGCUGGUCCGUACAGCAUUACCUAUCGCUCUCUCGCCAGUUAACAUUAUCAAGGGAUUUAAGGCGUCAGGUAUAAUUCCAUUUAACCGCGAUAUAUUUACAGAUGUAGACUAUGUGCCAAGCAAUGUAACAGAUCGUAUCAGUGCUUUUGAUAACACCGAAAAUAUACCACCAGUAAAUGUAAUAACUGAGUCUGAGCAAACUCAAAUAAAUUUAUUAAAUAUUAUGCAACAAUCAAGAGAUAUAUCUCUCCAACCUUGCACAUCGAAAGAAGUAUUAUCCCCUGAAUCCGUUCUACCUGUGGCCAAAGCAGGACUCCGAAAAACCUCAAAUAACAGAAAACGACACAAAGCAACAAUAUUAACAGACUCUCCUGAAAAAAAUGAGUUAGCAAAAGAACAAGAGAAGUCUAAAAAAAAGAAAAAAUAAGGCAAAUAAAGAAAAUAAGAAAAAGAAUGUAGUAAAAAAGAAAGUUUUGAGAGAAAUGAGUCCUUCGUGUUCCUCUGAUGAAGAAUAUUUUUGUAUUAUAUGCUGUGAAUCUUAUACAAAAAGCAAGUCAGGAGAGCAAUGGAUCCAAUGCACAAUCUGCAAAGAUUGGGCACAUGAACGAUGUGUAUGUAUUGGUUCAAAUUUAAAUUUUAUUCGUGUUAAUUGCAAUAGUAAUGAAGAUUAAAAAGAUUUUAAGUAGUUGAUUAUAAUUUAAGACAUUUAGAAUCAUAGAUAUUAUAAUAAAAGAUUAGCUUUUUUAUUUGUUUGAACAGAAUAAUUUAAGUUAUGUUUACAUUGAUUGUUUUUCUAAGUUUAUAUUAUUUGAUAAUAUUAUUAAGAUUAUCUUGAUUAUAACUUAAAAUUUUUAAUUUUAAAUAAAAGAUUGAUUUUCAAAUAAUCUUAUUUCAUUUACCCUAAUUGAUCAAUCUACUUAGCCAUUAAGACGAAUGGACUUUUUACCCCGUAGGGGGGGCAAAAAGUACAAAAUUCCAUCUUGCCUUUAACUAAAAAUUUUCAAUAAAUCAAAUAAAUAGUCACGCUUUUUGUUAUUUAAGUGUAAAGCUAAUUUGUAUAAGGUUUUUGCAACUGGUUUUGUUGACUGUAAGUACUCUAUUUUACAAUCUAUGUAUCUGGUAGUGAAAAUUGGGACUUCUAGCCCCGCCUUACCCUACUGUAGAGUUACGGAGUCAUUUGAAGAUAGGAUCAAACUAGCAUCCAAAAAGCUCGAUGGUACUAAAUAGAGCAAAACAGUACUUACAACUCUCGAGACAUAGACUAUUACUCUACCUAUCAACCCUCACUGGUACCCCAUCAGCAUAUACCGUUACCGCAGCUGGGGUUACCAUUUCAACAUUAUCCAUUAAAAAAAGACCAGCGUGGUCUAUUGACGCCAUUCAAAGACGGACUAUGAAAAUAGUCGACAUUCUUAAGUUCACAGGUGGUAUCGAAGUCUUAAGUCUUAGGCAAAACUUUGCCUCACUUGUAUGUUCUACUGCGUGUAGAUUGUGUUGUGAGAAUUUUUUUGAAGUGAUGGAUACAGCGGCCUUUUUAUAUUGCACCGCUCACCAUCGAUAGGGAAUUUACCAUUUUUACCAUUUAUUUAAGCCUAAAUGGUACGGUAAACAGUGCGGUUUAAUGGGAGUUUCCUCUCAAGAAUGCUCAGGACAUGGAAUGAUUACCAUGCUGAGUUUUUCUUACAAACUACAGUAUGGGGUUUUUCAAAAAGGGUAUAUUAAGGUUUCUUUGGGGUCAACGACGCCGAUGUGACGCCCCUAGUGUUACAAGCGGUGCCAUAGGUUACUGUUCAGAAUAAACCUUUUUAUAUAAGUUGACAAUUAUAGUUUUUUUUUUUUUUAUAAAAAAGGACGCUACCCGACGAUAUUGUCAUUUAAAUUUAAUAAAUAUAAUAAAUAAUAAUAUGUAAUAAUAGAAGAACCAGUAUAUUUAUAAAUGUUACAGUGACAAUUACCAUCAGAUGGACAGCUAUAUGCUUCUUUGUAUUAAAUUUGUAAAAAAAAACAUAAUAUUGUUGUUUCUAAAUGAAUUUAAAAAGUUAAACACUGAAGCAAAAACUUUCAACUUUCU
Galleria mellonella (greater wax moth) is the source of this 4361-nucleotide messenger RNA. RefSeq lists its product as uncharacterized. The transcript has 2 exons. Gene Ontology annotation, cellular component: nucleus. The record is from RefSeq and is a predicted model, not a curated record. Gene Ontology annotation, molecular function: DNA binding. Lineage: Eukaryota; Metazoa; Arthropoda; Insecta; Lepidoptera; Pyralidae. Bases 1902 to 2717 code for a protein of 271 amino acids.